Molecule: messenger RNA, 1099 nt
Organism: Linum tenue
Lineage: Eukaryota; Viridiplantae; Streptophyta; Magnoliopsida; Malpighiales; Linaceae
Source: the annotation of a GenBank genome assembly
CGUGUACAUGUGUGCAGCUGUCUGAAUGCGUGCUGAGUGUCAGAUCUUUGCACAUAUGAAUGUGACUGUGGAAGUUGACACAUGAACAAUAACACACACACUCCACAUAGAGGCCAAUUGGAGUGGAGUGGAGGGGCCUAUAAAUAUAUAGCCCUAGGGCUAAGUGUUUUGGACAUUGGAGGAGGCAGAGCAGCAGCAGAGUUAGUAGACCAGAAAGCCAUGGCUGCUGCAGAGUUCAAGCAUUUGGUCAUCAUCAAGUUCAAAGAAGGUGUUGUGGUGGAUGAUAUCAUCAAAGGGAUGGAGAAGCUCGUCUCUCAGAUCCCUCUCAUCAAGUCCUUGGAAUGGGGGCAGGAUUCGGAAGGGCACGAGAUGCUGACACAAGGAUUCACACAUGCAUUCACAUUGACAUUCAGCAGCAAGGAGGAUUAUGGAGCUUAUGAAGCCCACCCUGAUCACCUGGAGUAUGCUGCUGUUUUCUCAGCAAGUAUUGAGAAAUGUGUUGUUCUUAACUUCCCUACCAUCCCUCUCAAGCAGCCAGCACCAGCAACCUGAUCACAUCUCCAGUGUGGAAUGGAGAUUACAACAGCUAUAUAUGGUUAUUGUAGCUUGUGUGAUGGGGAGUAUGAUCAUCAUUUUCCAAGUGGGUUAUUGUUGUUGAGUGCUUUAAUAAAAGCUUAGUUUUGUAUCAGAGAAGAAUUGGGUUGUUGUUCUGUUUUCUUGCUGAUUUGCAGGCAUGCCUCUGUCUUCCUUGGAAGAAGUCAAGUGUUUUAGCACUCUUUAGGUCAUGUUUGGGUUUGACAAUGUGGAAAAGCUUGUCCUGAUUUGUCAAAAAGAGAGAAACAAUGUGGCCAAAAGUGGAAUUAGUAUUGGGGGGGCCUCUCAAUCAUGGACUUGGAGGGCCUGUUUUUGUGGCAGCAAAAGUUGCUGUCUGGUCCUUUUAUGAUUCCAAAAUGUCGAAUCUAAAGAUCAAAACAGGUCACUAAUGGUAAUUAUUUAACAUGUUCCUUUCUCUCAGCUUUUCAUGUUUGCCAAGCCCAAGCUGGUAUGCCUGAAAAUGCAGGGCUUCUCAGUAAUCAUACUCACUCCUGGUAGAAUGUGG